Messenger RNA from Aphidius gifuensis, 1140 nucleotides. RefSeq lists its product as uncharacterized. The transcript has 2 exons. NCBI's taxonomy places the organism in Eukaryota, Metazoa, Arthropoda, Insecta, Hymenoptera, Braconidae. The coding region runs from base 1 to 1140 and encodes 379 amino acids. The record is from RefSeq and is a predicted model, not a curated record.
AUGGUCAAAAAUCCAACUCUUCAACAGGCAUAUUGUGAAUUCAUGACUGAGUAUGAAUCACAGGGUCACAUGGUAAAAGCAUCACCUGUUGAAGACCAUUCUAAGUGUUAUUAUUUACCACAUCACAGUGUCAUAAAAGAGUCGAGUACAUCAACAAAAUUGAGAGUUGUAUUCAAUGGUUCACAAAAAACAAAUACAGGGGAAUCAUUGAAUGACAACUUAUACGAGGGUCCAAAGUUAUUAAAUUCUCUGGUAUCAGUCCUGACACAGUGGAGAAAGUCACGUUUUGUCUUUUCUUGUGAUAUCAGAGAUACACUCGACUCACCAGUUCAAGAGUAUGAGCUUACCACGGUAACUUAUGGUACCAAGCCAGCCCCAUUCCUGGCUUUGGCUACAUUGAGACAGCUUGAACUGGAAGAGGGAGAUAAGUUUCCACUUGUAAAGUCGGCAAUAUCACAAGGAUCAUAUAUGGAUGAUAUAUAUGUUGGUGCUGACAAUUUACAAGAAGGAAUUGACAAGGCUGUACAAAUUCAAAAGAUGCUUUACUCUGGUGGUUUUGAAUUGCGAAAAUGGAUAAGCAAUUCAAAGGAGUUACUAUGUAAUAUCCCAAAGGAUUUCCACGAGAAAUCAACCAACCAUUUGAGUGAAGAUCAUGAGAUUUUCAGGACACUUGGGCUUAACUGGGAUACGACGUCUGACUGUUUUAGUUACAUUCCUAUAACAUUCAAGGAGCCUAAAACAGUUACUAAAAGAGUCGUGUUAGCUCAAGUGGCUCAAAUUUUUGACCCACUUGGCUGGAUUUCCCCAGUAGUUGUAAAGGUUAAAUUAUACAUGCAGUCAUUGUGGAAAAUCAAACUUGAUUGGGAUGAGCAAAUUCCUGAGAAUUUAUUGGGUCCAUGGAGAGAUUUUAUCUCACAACUGAGUCAUUUGUCACAGAUAAAAAUACCACGGUGGUUGAAUAUCACACCAACAGUCACUUCAAUGGAGAUUCAUGGAUUUGGUGAUGCAUCUGAUGCAGCAAUUGGUGCUGUGGUUUACUUGGUGACUAUUGAUUCUCUUGGUGUUGCUAAGAGUACUAUAAUGGCAUCCAAGUCGAAACUUGCACCUAUCAAAUCAGACUCCAACAGCUCCAAUAAGUAA